AUGGAAGGAUGUUUGAAUGAGGAAGCCAUGUCUAGAUCCAAUUAUGCAAGCACAAAGAAGGGUUUAAUGGUUGCUGGCUUGCAAAGCCUAUUACUAGAAGGAGAUUCUAAUGUUGUCACGAAAUCUGCUUUGAGAAAAAAGAGCCUUCCAGUCCAGGCGAGCACCGAUAUUGAAUAUUCUUACCUCAAAUCAUGCUCCUUAUGCAACAAGAUGCUGAGCCUAGACAAAGAUGUCUACAUGUACAGGGGUGAUCAAGGGUUUUGCAGCAUAGAGUGUAGAAGUAGGCAGAUAGUUUUGGAUGAAAUGAGAGAACUAGAAGCAUCUACCAAGGAAAGACUAAAAUAUUAUAAGCACUGUAGUACUACUGCCGGCAGGCAUGAGACUCGCCGAGUCCUAGAAGACCUCCGCCGGCGUCAUAAACCACUUCCUCAUCAAAACCACUGGGCAAUAGCCUCCUAG
Molecule: messenger RNA, 459 nt
Organism: Dovyalis caffra
Lineage: Eukaryota; Viridiplantae; Streptophyta; Magnoliopsida; Malpighiales; Salicaceae
Source: the annotation of a GenBank genome assembly